This is a messenger RNA of Heterobasidion irregulare TC 32-1, 2975 nucleotides long. RefSeq names its product glycoside hydrolase family 2 protein (gene beta-e1). The coding region runs from base 1 to 2928 and encodes 975 amino acids. The transcript has 12 exons. Lineage: Eukaryota; Fungi; Basidiomycota; Agaricomycetes; Russulales; Bondarzewiaceae. The record is from RefSeq and is a predicted model, not a curated record. Gene Ontology annotation, molecular function: beta-mannosidase activity. Gene Ontology annotation, biological process: glycoprotein catabolic process.
AUGGGUCGACUCCGACGCUUGGGACUCCUGCUCUCUGCCCUCGCAUGUCUCCACGGUCGCGCCUUUGCCGACGUUUUCAGCCUCUCCGAUCUCUCUUGGUCGCUCAGCAAUCAGAACGGCUCGGUCGUCGUACCGGGCUCGCUUCCCUCCCAAGUGCAUCUCGACCUCAUGAAGGCCGGAGUCAUCACCGAGCCCUUGCUGGAGCUCAAUGACUUCACUCAAAGGUGGAUCACAAACGACAACUGGACGUACACCGCAGACGUUUCCUCUUUCGUCCGCUCAAACGCGUUUAAGAACGCGCAAAAGACCCUUCUUGUCUUCUACGGAAUCGAUACCAUUGCGAACAUCACCCUCGCCGGCCAGCCCGUCGCGUGGGUCAGCAACCAGUUCCAGCAGUACGUCUUCGACGUGUCCGAUAUCCUCGCGAGUCCCCAACGCAAAAACACGAACCUCACCGUCGCCUUCGAAUCCGCUUGGUGGUAUGGUCUCAACUUCGAGUAUCCUGGCGUGCGCAUGUGGAUCCGAAAAAUCCAGUCAGACUUUGGGUGGGACUGGGGACCCGCAUUUGUCCCCUCGGGCAUUCACAAACCUGCGUACUUCAUCACUCUGUCAGAUCCGAGCGACCCCAAAGCGUCAGACACAGAUGCCUCGCGAACGUCUUCGUCGAGCUCGCCGAUCCUGAUCUCCGAGUCCUCGAUCGACAUCUUCAAGCAAGGAUACGUCGCAGCAACAGGCGACCCGCCCGACGAGACCGCGCCGUGGGUCGUGAACGUGUCGCUUGCGGUGCACUCCGUCGUCGACGCGCUGUCGCCCUCGCUCACGCUGUCCAUCGCUGAACUCGGCCUGACGUCGCACCCGAUCGCUCUGCCGCCCAUUCGAGCGAGUUCCGCAGGGUCUCAUAGUGUGGUGAGCGUGCCCACCUGGCUCAGCACCGCCGACUGGACGAUCCACGACAACGUCCCCGAGCGCUGGUAUCCACACAACCUCGGCACGCCGAAGCUCUACAACCUCACGCUCACGCUCGAUCUCCACCUCUCCGAGUCUCGCCCCUUUGACAACAGCACGUCACGCUCAGGCGCUGGCUCGAUCACGCUCACGACGCCCGUGGGGUUCCGAACGAUCCGGCUCGCGCAGACGCGGUACCCCGACGCGGAAGUCGCCGCACGCGGCAUCACGCCAGGGGACCAGUGGCAUUUUGAGGUGAACGGCAAGGCGUUCUACGCGCUGGGGACGAACAUCAUCCCGUUCGACCCGUUUUACGCGCGCAUCACGGACGCGCAGGUCGCGUGGGUGCUGGAGAGCGCGGUCCGGAGCGGGCAGAACAUGCUGCGCGUGUGGGGCGGCGGGGUGUACCAGCCGUCGAGCACGUCGGUGGGGACGACGCUGGCCUAUCCGCCGCAUGUGACGGACACGUACUCGUUCUACGCGACGUGCGACGCGCUCGGGAUCCUCGCGUGGUCCGAGUUUAUAUUCUCCGACGCGCUGUAUGCGCUUGACGACUGGCUGCUUGACUCGGUGGACGUCGAGGUGCGUCAGAACGUGCGCAGGGUGAACCGGCACGCGAGCAAUGUGCAGUGGGCGGGCGGGAACGAGAUCGAGGGCAUCGUGCAGGGGGUGAAUGUGAGUGGGGUGGCAGACGCGAAGCACUAUCUGGAUGAGUAUGUCACUCUGUUCCAGGAUAUUCUACACGAUACGGCGUACGACGAGACCAAUUCAGUUCCGUACACGGAUUGUUCGACGACACACGGGGUGCUAAGUAUCGACCCCUUGAUUCUGAGAUUCGCGAACGGGACGCCGGGCGAGAUCUACGGGAACAGCGAACGAUACAACUAUGACGGUUCGCAAGCUUUCAAUUACAGCACGUUCCCUGUUUCUCGGUGCGUCGUUCCGGUGCUCUUCCAUUCUCAGCCGUCGUUUUACAGCUGGGAGGAGGUCCUCACGUCCCCGGAUGACUUUUCCUUCAACUCGACUGUGGUCGCCUCGCGCGAUCAUCACCCGCCCGCCGGAAGCCUGGCGUUCCCGAAUCCGAACGCUGCGCAGGGGCAAGCGCAGAUGACGACCGCCGUCGAGCUCUGGCUACCGACGCCCGGCACGUCCGACUCGAACCAGACGUUCGCCCAGUGGUGCUGGAGCACGCAAAUCUUCCAGGCGAUGACGAUGGGCUCGCAGAUCGCGUGGUACCGGCGCGGGGCGGGACAGGGCGAGAACAACCUCGGCGCGCUCGUGUGGCAGCUGAACGACAUCUGGCAAGGCGCGAGCUGGAGCAGCAUCGAGUACUCGGGCCGGUGGAAGGUGCUGCAGUACACGCUGAGCAGCGUGUAUCAGCCCGUCGUGAUCAACGCGUUCUGGACGCCAACGAACGCGAGCUUGGAGAUCGUCGUCACGUCGGACCGGUGGGAGGCGGUGCGGGGCGCUGCGCAGUGGACGUGGUUCGAUUGGGAGGGCAACGCGCUGGAGACGGCGCGCAAGGCGUUUGUGGUGCCGAGCUUGAACAACUCGGUGCUGUUUCGGGGGCAGGGGCUGGAGAGCAUCUUGCCGAAGGGUAAGGGCGCGUCUGAGGUGUGGCUGUUGCUGAACGUGACGGCGGAGGUGGACGGCGGGACGGUCACGAGCGAGCAGUUUUUCACGCCUGCGUCUUUGGCGACCGCACCGCUCGUCGAUCCGCAGAUCAGCGUCACGCACGGCGGCGGUCUGACGUUCACGCUGUCGGCCAAGGGGGGCGUCGCGCCGUGGACGUGGCUAGAUCACCCGGCGGGUUCGGUCGGGUACUUCGUCGACGCCGUUACGGGCGUCCCGUCGAACGGGUUCUACCUUGUCCCGGGAAUGGACAGGACAGUGUCGUUUGUGUACAAUGGGGCGGUGUCGAAGAGCGAGCCGGAUCCAGACGAGUUUGUGGUGAGGUCGUUGUGGAAUAACACGCAUGUGUAAAUAGCGGUGGAAGAAGCCGGAUUGUAACAACAGGUUUUCUUAUUCGG